Ilex paraguariensis (yerba mate) is the source of this 318-nucleotide messenger RNA. The record is from the annotation of a GenBank genome assembly. Lineage: Eukaryota; Viridiplantae; Streptophyta; Magnoliopsida; Aquifoliales; Aquifoliaceae.
AUGUUGGAGUUACUGACAGGUCGAAUGCCUUUUGACAGUUCAAUGCCAAGAUUUGAGCAAUCUCUAGUUCGGUGGGCUACCCCUCAGCUCCAUGAUAUUGAUGCAUUGGCAAAAAUGGUGGAUCCUGCCUUGUGUGGCCUGUAUCCUCCCAAGUCACUUUCUCGAUUUGCUGAUGUCAUUGCUCUUUGUGUGCAGUCGGAAUUGGAAUUUCGGCCACCCAUGUCUGAGGUGGUGCAGGCAUUAGUGCGGUUAGUUCAAAGAUCGAGUAUGAGGGAGGAUCUGGGUGCUUCUCGUCGAUUGGAUGACUACGACUAUUAG